This is a messenger RNA of Parnassius mnemosyne (clouded apollo), 576 nucleotides long. Lineage: Eukaryota; Metazoa; Arthropoda; Insecta; Lepidoptera; Papilionidae. The record is from the annotation of a GenBank genome assembly.
AUGGUAGAGGAUAGACGUUGCGGGUCGUUUCCAGAAACUGAAAGUGGUAACAAGUAUUUCAUGGUUGUGAUGGAUUACUUCACUAAGUGGCCAGAAGUCUUCGCCAUUCCAAAUCAAGAAGCUUCAACCGUUGCAGAUAAACUAGUUCAUGAAGUCUUCUGUCGUUUUGGAGUACCUUUAGAGAUUUACAGCGAUCAAGGAAGGAAUUUUGAGUCUCAAAUAUUCCAGGAAACUUGCCGAGUUAUGGGUACUCAGAAAACACGAACAACUUCUUACCACCCACAAUCUGAUGGAAUGGUAGAAAGAUUUAAUCAGACAUUGGAGAGGUACCUAGCAAAAGUUGUGGAAAAACGGCAACGAGACUGGGACAGGCACAUACAACCGUUUUUGUUGUCAUAUCGAAGCGCUGUUCACGAAAGUACAUCAGUGACACCAGCUUUCGUAAACUUUGGGAGAGAAUUGCGGCUGCCUGCAGACCUGAUCACCGGAAUACCACCUGAUGCCCCACGCAGUAUAAACGAUUAUGCAAAUGACUUGCGGAACAAAAUGAAUGACAUUUAUGAGCACGUCAGAUAG